Messenger RNA from Cordyceps fumosorosea ARSEF 2679, 3609 nucleotides. Its product is annotated as inner centromere protein. NCBI's taxonomy places the organism in Eukaryota, Fungi, Ascomycota, Sordariomycetes, Hypocreales, Cordycipitaceae. The transcript is spliced from 3 exons. The record is from RefSeq and is a predicted model, not a curated record. Bases 1 to 3609 code for a protein of 1202 amino acids.
AUGGCCGCCAUGCGAGGUCCUCGUCUUCAAGUUGGAUCCGCGCCAUGGAUUGCUGAAGAGCGCUCCUCGGCCCUCCAGAUUGUUCAAUCGGAAGUGGAAGAGUUCUCAUUCUCGGCGCGAAAUGAAAUGGAAUGGCUCAAUGAGCAUAUGGCGAGUAUCUUCGACGAGAACGAAACGAAUUUUGCCGAUGUCUUCAAAACACCAGGAAAACUACGCGGGAAGACGCCACGCGCCAUCCGGAAGCCGGUCACGCCAGGCGAUGCUCGAGUUCCACUCUCGGAUGUUUUUACCGCGACACCGAACGGGCCGCCUCUUCAUCACGUCAAUAAAUUACUCUCUCCCAUUGCUAUCAGCCGAUCCUCGAAGCUUUUGGCAGCGGCAACGAAGUCUAUGCCACCAUCUCAAUCGACACAGGACUCCGGGUACUACGGUAGUCAAGACAUUGACUCUGCUGCGCCGGUGCCCGCCGAUAUAGAAAGCAGCUCACAAAAGCCCGGGAACAUUCAGAAGCUCAAUAGUCCGACAAAGCUGGGCAAACCCCAAGCACUUUUCGCGGACAUGUCUGACAAGACUUUCCAGAGCGCGAAAGAGGAGCAGACACGUCAAUUCACCAAACAGGCUGUUUUCUCAGACGCUGAAUCAUCUCCACUGCAAUACAGCUUUGCCAAAAAGGUCCAGUCAUCAUCGCCGUUGAAGCAGUCGCCGCUUAGGUCCCCUAUCCUCCACUCAGAUUUGACGGAUGUGGUCGACGAAAACGACGACCCGACCUCCCCCUCCGAAUCGUCUAGCCCCAUUCGACAAGUGGUGCGGAAGAGCAGCUUGAAUUUUGCCUCGCUUCCCGCCCGAGAACCCCUAGCCGGUGGUAAAAAUGCUGGAAGAGUCUCUCGCGUUAGCCACGUAGAGAAAUCCAGCGCAGGGAGAAGCCUCGGCAAUGCAGUGGAGGAUGCUGACGUCGAAGUCAAUGCCUGCAACGUGGUGGAGAAGGGUAUGGAAGAAGAGCUAAUUCCAACAACGGAUGCGAAAACAUACACCCAGCGGCUGCAGGACCAGAUCAAUCAGCUGGGCAAAUCCAACACCAACACUCUGGGACAGGCUCGCUCAUAUCCUGCCAUCCCGUCUGCGCAACAAAGCGCACUCCCAGGCUCACAAUCGGAACCGGGUCUGGCAGUUUCGCCCACUCGCAAGCAAAGCAUCAGCAAAGUGCUACAGACGACACCCGGUGCCUUCCCUGAAGAAGAUGAUGAUGACUGGAUUGAGCCUCCGAGCGCAGUGCCUCCGACAGAUACGCGCCCAGCAUUCCCAAAAAGCUACACUGCAGACGUCAUGGAGGGUAUACAAGGAAAGGGUACGAUUGGCCAGCCGGAAUUCUCAAUUGUAAAAACAGAACAACCCACUCGUGUGCACGGCCAUGGCAAAUCUGCCUCAGUCUCAACGCUGCCCAGCAUGCAGUCCGAUGUCAGGGGGGAGUUGGCUCUCACGAAAUCUACAUCCAUUCCUCAGCAUCUUGGAACUGUUGCGGAAUAUGACGGCCCGGGCACGCCAUCUGGAUCACCAUCACGACUUUUCCGCGAUAGUCCUCUCAAGCAGAUGAAGAGCAAGCUGUCUUCUAUUCUCAAGGGCUCAAGAAGCCUCCUAGCAAGUAGCGCGGCUAUAAGUGCGGAGGGAAAAUCUUCGCUACUAUCGUCAACCGCCCAGCUGGGAGCGCAUGCAUCUCCUUCUACUGCUUCAUUCGGUCCUGUGACUAGGAUUGCCUCCGACGCAUCGCAGAACACAGAAGGCUCAUUGAGUCCUGCCAAAACCCGUCGCACACGAGCUUCUGCCGAACGCCAACGAGAGGACAAGCGCCGAGAGAAGGAGGCCAAGCUUAUGGCUGAGCAACUGGACAGAUUAGACAAAGCGCGUGAGAAGGAGCGCGAGAAAGCGUGGGUCUUUAGCAAGGAACAGGAGCGCAUCGCUGCCAUGGAGAAAGAGAUUGCUGCUAAGAAGCAAGAGGAACAAAUGCACACGAAGCAGACACCAAAAGCACGGGGAAACGCUCGCAAACGCAACUCUGAUGAUGACGAACAGAAAACUGCUUCGCAGGAUGUCGAUAUGGUUGAGGUGCCACAUAUUGCACCACCAUCGGCUGCUCGCACAGCGAGCACCACACACUCUCUACGGAACCGAGAUGUAAAACGACCGGUGAAACCGAUCAAGGAGGACACUACGACGAUGAAGCAAGCCCCGACGGUCAUCCGCGUCAAGCCCGGAUCACAGCACUCGCAGUUCCACCAGGCAACCCGACAGUCAACGAUCCCUCAGGAGACCGCUACUGUUUCCGCCCCCCAGCAUCAGCCCACUAUGAAAGCCAGCAAGGCUUCUCUGCACAAUAAGGCAUCAUCACAAAGCCUAAAAUCGAGCGCAAAUACGCGCCCCAAGGCAGCAGAAACAGCUGCUAAGAAGAAGGAGGCAGAAGAGCGGGAGGCUCAAAAGCGCCGUGAGGCAAAGGCUGAAGCAGAGCGCAAGCGUGCUGCUUCUCUGGAAGAGCAGCGCCGGCAGGAGCAACAGAGGCGGGCCGAGGCAGAGCGCCAGAAGAAGGAGAAGGAAUUGGCCGAAGAGCGGAAGACGGCGCAGCGACAGGCCGCCUUGGAGAAGGCAAAACAGAUGAAAGCUCCGCCGCCAGCGGCUAGAUCUCAGCCGAACGGCCCUCCUGACUUUACAAUCAGCCAACAGCAGAAGGCAGAGAGCCAGGGCAGCAGGCCGCCUUCUCGAAUGAUGGCGGGUGCUCAGCGACAGCCAGCUGGCGCGAACUUGAGCAAAUCCGGAACAAAGCGCCCGGUCGGGCAUGAGACCACUGACGAUCGACCACCGACUCGCGCAGGACCCUCGUACCAAGGAAAAGACACCAAGAGGCGCCGCACGAGUGAGGUUUUGCAAGGUGACGCCGAAAGCAGUAGCCAACCCGCCAAAAGUCAUGCUGUGCGACCAUCGCCUGGCUUUAGGAAGGAUUUACCGCCAAAGUCACUUUUCCAAAAUGGCUAUUCCAACGCACCGCCAAGUGCGACUCAUGAUUUGUUCAAGGCUUCAGUGGCAUCGCAUCAGCUUCAAAGCAAGGGUACUCGCCCUGUCGACAUGGCCCAGAUUUCCAAAGGCAAUAUUCCUUUCGCUCCCAACCCAGCCGGGCCUGCCUUCAAGACACCUGCGCGUCCUGGUCCGUACCUGGCAGCCAAGUCGGCAGCGAAAUCUGUGCCUCGCUCAUCGCCACAAUUCCAGAACGGAGAAGCAAUCGAGCUGCCCGAAAUUGAGACUGAUGAUGAAGAUGAGGAUGAUGAUCCUGGUAUGAAUAACAUCGCGGGUUGGGCGGCGUCACCCGAUCUUCGGGCAGCUCUAAUGCGACAAGAAACAAUGGACCCAUCGCAAAUCUUUGGACCACCAGCACCCCUGAACAUGGAAGAAGUAUUCAGCAAGAGCAAGGAUAGAUGGCCCAAGUUCCGCAACAGAACCUCGAGUGCUAAUUGGAGCGGACCUGACGGGCUAACCGAGGAUGACAUUCGGAAAGAUCUGGCAGCGAGAGAGAAGCUACGGCGCGAGGGAGGCUGGUCAUACGAAAUGAGCAAGGACGUGUUGUAA